Molecule: messenger RNA, 2433 nt
Organism: Eimeria maxima
Lineage: Eukaryota; Apicomplexa; Conoidasida; Eucoccidiorida; Eimeriidae
Exons: 4
Coding region: 1-2433 (810 amino acids)
Biological process (GO): protein folding
Cellular component (GO): Golgi membrane
Molecular function (GO): flavin-dependent sulfhydryl oxidase activity; protein disulfide isomerase activity
Source: RefSeq, a predicted model, not a curated record
AUGCACAUGCCAUGCCGUGGCCACUAUUCUUCCGUCUGCCUUGUAUCACUCCGAGCGCACAAACUUGAUGACAAGUGGCUGAUGAGGUCGCAUCUACAUAAAAAUCCUCCAGGAGGGGUGGGUACCUUCACGUUUACUCGGUUUGCCAUACUUAAUCUCGGCUUGCUUGUCGCCCAACUCCAGCUGGCACUGGGACAGGUUGUGGGUUCCGUGGAAGUCCAUCCUAGCGCAGGCCGAUCAUCGUCUGCAGGUCUUCUGGUGGAUCCGACGCUGAGCGAAGUAGAUGGACUCUUUUCCACAGAUGCAGAUGCGACAUCCUCGCCGCACGCGGCCCCCUCAGUGGCAGCUGCGGUGAAAUCUGCAGCGUCAACUGGAAGUCGAGGGCAUAGAUGUAUGUUUGCAACGGAUCCAGUUGUAGAUGAAGCUGUUACGGUGGAAGAGUACCGGCGGGUCAUGGCGAAGGCCAGGGAUACUGGAAAGGGCCUGAUAAUGAUGUUUUAUUCGGCGUGGUGCCCUCACUGCCUUUCGUACAGACGGACGUUUUCGCAACUAGCAAUGGAUCUCCACCCUCGUUUUCAUUUCGCGGCUAUGAACUGCAUGGAGGGUCAGAGCACCAUGGAUAUUUGUGGCAACUUGGGCAUUGUUGCCCUACCGUCCAUCAAAUUGUUUGUCCCCCCGUCCCUCCACCUGCAAUUGCCGGCCUCUGAACAGCAUCGAAAGGGCGGCACACAACUUGAGGGAAACCUGCAUUUUGAUAUCCCAGAUAUGCCUGAUGGAGGCGCCUUGGAUUCUUUUGACACGUCUCAUCCUGGAAACCUCGCAAUCCAUUCCCUAGCACUCCCGAGCGAUGACAUAUAUCUUGCUGUACAAUAUGCCGCCAGAAAAACACAGCAACAAAUUAAAAAAACCGACCUCCAGCUGACACUCGGAGGUAAAUUUGCCGCCUUCGAGCAUUUGCGCGGCGUUCCGUGCAGUGCAUACAGAUGGCAUCAUGAGCAAUUGCCGGGAUCCGUGGAUUCGCCUGCUUCCCAGCAGCAGACGAAAGAAGGCCGAGGGGUUGGAAGACGUAGUUCGCGAGCGGGUAAUAGCGAAACAACUUGUGGGUCUUCCGCUCGAGCGCGUCUUCACGACGGCAUUAGGGGCCUGCAGUUCAUUUUGGCGAGCUGGGUAGUAACGGAAAGGGAGCACAUGAGCUUUGCUGAUGAGUUUGCGUUGGUGGACUUACUGGAAAUAGUGCGUGCUGUGAUACCUAUCGAGUCGGUAAAGCGGGCAGCUGCUCUCGCAAUAAUCCAUCUUCAUAACUCUAUGCAGGUUCCUCUGCAUGACCUCCCCUUGCGGAAGCCUGAACUCGUCACAAGGGAAAGCCCAAGUUUCUCAGAGGUUCUUGAGCUAUACAUGAAUAUCGACGACAGUUUGCGUUUUACCAAGGGUCUCAAAACAGCAGACUGGCGUAAAUGGAUAGGAUCGGUUUCAUUCGGUGCCGAGGCACUGCCGCUGCCGCCUUUGGAGGAGCCCAAGCUUAAGCACUGCACAACCCUCACAUGUAGUGUGUGGAUGUUGAUGCAUGUGCUGGCGGAGGGGGCUAAGGAGCUCUCCGUUAAGAUCAGCACACACUCCAAGUGCGGACGCGACAAGGUAUUUUUCAAACGAAAAGGCCAGGCGCUACCAAUUUACCUACUGCAGCAGCAACAGCAGCAGCGAAGACCUGUGAACCUUGAUCAAGUUAUUGACACCGCAUCUUUGUCGACUGAAGCUCUAAUUGAGCGAAAUCCAUCAUUGGGUUGCAUGUCCGUCCCCGCCUUCGAAGUCGCUUACGGUAUAUACAAUUUUCUGCGUCGGUUUUUUGGCUGCAACGCUUGCCGACAACAUUUCACCUUGCUAUUUUCACGGCGAAGCCACGGGCUGGAUGCUAUUUCCCCUCCUGCGGGGGAGGCCCACAUCCGCUUGCCUCUUCCCAGAGAUAUAAAAGCACGUAGGCAGGUGCACAUGCAGGUGCCCGUACCAAAUGGAAAUAACAGCUCUUCUCUUGAGGAUUUUAGAGGGCAGCUCGGGGGUUCGAAUUCCGCAUGGACGAAUAGACAGGCGGAGGCGCGCAAAAUGGACGAGCUGAAGCUGUGGCUAUGGAGACUUCACAACGCGGUGACUGUCCGUACAGCCGCUGACACCACGCUCGCCUUCCUGAGGGGCGAUCUCGGAGCUGUCAAUUAUGCGAACUGCGACACAAGGUGGCCACCAAGGGCUGCAUGCGCCAGCUGCAGAAACAUUCAACCUCCAGAGACGGGCUUGGUCUCUAUACCGCUGCUUGUAGCGAGGGAUGCAGACAGAGACAUUCUAGCCGUGGAGGAAGAAUUUGGCGAUUUCAACAAGGCCCAUGUUUUAGACUUUCUGAGGCAAUGGUAUUGGCCAGAUGACGUUGAGGACGUGAAAAUCUGA